GCUGUGCCCAGCUUUUGGCUGAUUUUCAAGAACGCACCCAGGAGCGCUUCAGGCAGCCUCCGGUCAGAGCAAGCCAAUUCCGAUUUUCCAAGCUAGGGCGAGGCCAGUUGCAGGCCACCGACUGAAGGCCAGGGGCAGGGCCGGUUGAGAGCUUGGGAGGCCCAGGAGCCGGGUGGGGGUUAGGAAAUGUGACCCUGGUGACCCCCGGAGCCCCAGCCUCUCUGGUUCCCUCCACCCGCAUGCGGAGCGCGCGGAGCAGCGGGCGGAGGCCAUGGCCAGCCCGGCACCCUUAGUGGCCUCCAUCAGCCAUCAGAUGGUGGCUUUGCAGACCCUGCAGCUGCUGCAGCAGGAGUGGGGCUGGGGGGACAGUCCCGGCAGCCCUGGGAGCUUGCGGGAGCCGGAUCACAUGUCUGCCGCCCCAGCCCAUCGCUCCAGCCAGUUACGGACUCGGCUUGGGCCCGGGCGCCGGGAAGAGGGCGGAGGUGCGGGGGGCAGCCACGGGGGUGCCGGGGAGCGGGCCAGCUCCCCAGAGGCAGAGGUGGUGCGGGGCGCCGAGCGGGGCGCAGAGCUGCUGCCCUUUCCCCAGGACCGCGGGCCCUGCACCUUGGCCCGGAUGGCGAUGCGCAGCGCGCUAGCGCGCGUGGUGGACUCCACCUCCGAGCUGGUCAGCGUGGAGCAAACGCUGCUGGGGCCCCUCCAGCAAGAACGGUCCUUUCCCAUCCGCUUGAAGGAUAGUGUUGAAUUUAGGAACAUCUGUAGUCAUUUGGCUUUACAGAUGGAAGGACAGCAAUUUGACAGAGACUUGAAUGCUGCCCACCAGUGUUUGAAGACAAUAGUCAAGAAGCUGAUUCAGUCGCUUGCCAAUCUUCCUUCGGACACACAUGUGGUGGCCUGUGCUUCCCUGAGACAGAUCUUACAGAACCUCCCAGACAUAUGAGUGUUAGAGACACGACACUGAGAUUAAAAACGCAGCUGGCACAGUUAAGAGAACCAAGACCUCAUCUUCCUAAUUCAAUCAGCAGACAACAGAUGUUUUUGUUUCCUGAAAGGGGGGGACUUUAUGGCACAUGGGGCAGUCUGACCAAUGGCAUUUGUAACCUUUGGAAUUACUGCAUGUUAGUGAAAAAAAUUUUUUAAAGCAGCAAUUCACAUUUUUUAGUGUGUUGACGAAUUUGCUGACUUUUUGAUUGAAAUAUGUUCCACUUUGUGUAACUGAUUUGAUUAUAUGUGUAUAUAUAUCAAUUCAUAGUGUUAGUUUUGAUUGAAAGAUACCUUAAUCUAAAUUCAUAUUAAUGUAAGCCUAUAAGGUUUAAUAUGGCUGUUUGUAGACUUAAAGCUCCGUGGUUCUCAAAAUUAUCUUGAAUAAAUGGGAUAUCUGAUAAUUGCUAUGCUCUACUUACUGUACACUUCAUUUUGUAUUCUGUGAAUGAGCUCUGGUUAUAGGACCACAUGUGUCAGUUAUUAUGAAUUCUGAUUCUGACAUUAAUAACUUACUGUUGGGCAGAAAAAGAGUUGCUUCUAAACCCUGUUCUUUCAUACACCGGUUUGUAAAUUUAAAAUAAGAAGCUAUGAAGUAUCAAGGGUAUAUGAUAUGUAAAUACAAAGUACAAUAUUAUUAAAGUUUCAC
Molecule: messenger RNA, 1627 nt
Organism: Nycticebus coucang (slow loris)
Lineage: Eukaryota; Metazoa; Chordata; Mammalia; Primates; Lorisidae
Gene: DLEU7
Product: deleted in lymphocytic leukemia 7
Exons: 2
Coding region: 272-937 (221 amino acids)
Source: RefSeq, a predicted model, not a curated record